AUGCGUGACGCGUCACGGCGCGUCAUCGCGCGUCGCAUCAUCACGGCGCCGGCCGCGCGGACGGCGUGGGACGAGGAGGUGCUGGUGGAGGCGGCGAAGAGGCACAUCCUGAGCACCCUGAAUCUCAAGGAGAGGCCCCGCUCCUUCGGGGACCCGGUCGCCUCGGGGGGUCUCGAGGGGGGUCCCAGGGCCCCACUGCCGCGGAUCGCUCUCCGAGCGGUGAUGGAGGAGGCGGAGAGGAGCGCGCGGGGUCGGAGAGACGAGGCGGAGGAGGCGGAGGAGGUGCGGCUCGUGCGGUUUGCACAGAGAGACGCCACGCGCCACAUUCUCCUCUUCUCUCUGCCACUCGAGGAAGGGCUGGACGUGAGCAGGGCGCAUCUGUGGCUCCACGUGGCGGCGGCGGCGGCGGACGUCCAUGGCCUCGGCCACUGCACCGUCACCAUCUCGUCCCCAUCAGUCACCUCCGGUGGUGCUGGCGGCGCUGGCGGUGUCAACGGCAGCGGGGAGGCUGUGGGGCGCACUCACUGGAAGGUCCGGGACACGUCGCGAGAUCCGGGGCAGCGGCGUCAGCGGCGGCGGCAGCAGCAGCAGCAGCAGCGCCGAAAGCGAGACGAUGCAGGACGGCGGCUCGCGGGGCGAGGCGCCACAGGGCGUCGAGUCCGGCGCGACGGCGGCGACUCGGACUGCGAGGCCAGCGAGGGGCGCUGCUGCCUGCAGCGCUUCUACGUGGACUUCGAGAAGAUCGGCUGGCACGACUGGAUCCUCGUGCCCGAGGGCUACUUCGCCAACUUCUGCCGCGGCUCGUGCCCGCCGCACGCCGCGGGCACCCCGGGCACGGCCGCGUCGUUCCACAGCGUCCUCGUCAACCAGUACCGCCUCAGGGGCCUGCAGCCCGCCAGCUCGCGGCGCGCCUGCUGCGUGCCCACGCGCCUCGGGGCCAUGUCGCUGCUCUACUAUGACGAGGACGACCACGUGGUGAAGAGGAACGUGCCCGGCACGGUGGCGGAGGCGUGCGGGUGCGCCUAG
Messenger RNA from Petromyzon marinus (sea lamprey), 1026 nucleotides. NCBI's taxonomy places the organism in Eukaryota, Metazoa, Chordata, Hyperoartia, Petromyzontiformes, Petromyzontidae. The record is from RefSeq and is a predicted model, not a curated record.